AUGGAUUCACUCACCGAGAGCUCGACCACUGCAUUUGAAUAUUCUGUCCAUACUUUGACGCAGACGUCGCGUCCAGAAGUCAAGAAAGUCUUGCGCCUCCUUUUCCACAUUCCCAAGGGUGUGAGCGACCGAAAGCCUGGUCUCCAACGAGCUCCGCUGGACUAUGCUGAGUUGAUCCUCUACGAGCUGGAUCAAUGGCUGCUGCCCACGGAUGGCCAGCAAAUCUUGGACAUGUUACAUGAUCUAGAAUACACGCUCGCAGAGAAGCUUCUCCAAUCAGCAAGAACCCUCUGUACUGAGGAGGCGACUAAGAACUCCCUCGGACAAAGUAUGGAUGUUAUCGCGUCCGAUUUCGACUUCAUGAUCGAGACCGCUCGCAUCCUGAGAGACUUCACGCAAUUCACGGCCAUACUAAUUUCGAGCUACCUCUCUGAUGAUCAGACGCAAACAAGCCGAAAGGCACGUGUCGAGUCUUCUCGGGUCUGCAGCAAACCCAGAAUGUCGAAAUACGUCCAACGCAUACUUACGCCUGACGAUUACACAGGCUAUCAAGAAUUUAGCCAUUUUCUUCCGCAAGAUCCUGGCGAGAAUGGUGUAACCUCUCGCAUUGAAUACACCGGUAUGGAGGGCGAGGACGAAUUUGGGACCGGAGAGGGGAAGAUCAUCAUCAAGGUCAAGGGCGGUAGGUGGUUGCGCGCUUACUGUGGCCAUCGGUGUGAAUGCAACGAGCCAGAGUAG
Molecule: messenger RNA, 738 nt
Organism: Sparassis crispa
Lineage: Eukaryota; Fungi; Basidiomycota; Agaricomycetes; Polyporales; Sparassidaceae
Exons: 2
Coding region: 1-738 (245 amino acids)
Source: RefSeq, a predicted model, not a curated record